Molecule: messenger RNA, 928 nt
Organism: Nelumbo nucifera (sacred lotus)
Lineage: Eukaryota; Viridiplantae; Streptophyta; Magnoliopsida; Proteales; Nelumbonaceae
Product: tail fiber
Source: RefSeq, a predicted model, not a curated record
UAUUUUGGACUUUGGACUUUAUUUACGACUUUAACCGUGAAGGAAUACUUCCGCAGUCCCAUCCCUUGUCUCCCUCCAUCUCUGUCUCGAUCUCCCUCACUCUCCGGAUGGCUUCACCAAAGGGUUGGGCGAGCAAUAUUACCUCAAUCGCUUCUCGCAUUUAUUUCCUCCUCAUCAUCCUUCAGAUUCCUCUUUUCAGGGUCCCAUGCCGAUCUGGGAUGUGCACAACACCAAUAGAGGUGACUUCUUCCCAAUUGAUUUCAAGUGAAAUCUUCCCUGUUGUGGUGGUGAAGGCCUUUCUCUACCCUGGAGCAAUUGCAAAUGGUCUCAUCAAGAACAUGACAAUUCCUCGCUGGGAUAAUCUCUUGGACAUCUAUAACUUAACUGAUGUGAAAGAAGCCUCGGCAAUGACUGAUCUCCAGCGCCUGGAGGUUCUUGCAGGGAGCUACUUUUCUGUUGCAGGUUCACUCGUGGGACUCCUGAAACCGGGAAGGAUGAGCAUGUUUGGGAUGCUUCUGGUCAUUUGGGGCCUUGUCAAGGAAGGGAUUCUUGGAAAACCUCUCAACACAGAUCCUGCAAAAGCCAUUUAUGUCUACCCAACAAUGUUUCUUGCACUGAUAUGUGCUUUCUCAUCUGUAAAGUACGAUGUAAAGAAGGUUGUCAGGAGUAGCCAAGCACGACCCAUUGCCAAACCUCUACAAAGCUCUUCAAAAUCAAAGCUGAAAUGAGAUGUGGAUGUCACAAUAUGUAAUGGGUUUUAAUUUUAUUGAAAAAUAUUCCUUUAUUUAAUCUCUCGUUUUUUAGCUCAAAGUUUGAACUGUUUUCUGAAAAUCAUCCAUUACAUUUGAGGGGGUUUUCUAAUUUUCUUGUGUUAGGACACAAACUCAAGUUGAAAAUGACAGAGCAAGUUGUUUUCUUUGAGCAGGUC